Molecule: messenger RNA, 12246 nt
Organism: Eptesicus fuscus (big brown bat)
Lineage: Eukaryota; Metazoa; Chordata; Mammalia; Chiroptera; Vespertilionidae
Gene: PKHD1
Product: PKHD1 ciliary IPT domain containing fibrocystin/polyductin
Exons: 66
Coding region: 1-12246 (4081 amino acids)
Source: RefSeq, a predicted model, not a curated record
AUGAUUGCUUGGCUGAUCUCUCUGAGAAGUAUUGAAAUGCUACUUUUGGCAAUGCCUUGCCUGAGUUUCCACAUUGAACCUGAAGAAGGUAGCAUUGCAGGGGGAACGUGGAUCACAGUCAUUUUUGAUGAUUUGGAGUCCAGUCUCCUUUAUCCCACCAAUGGCUCUCAGCUGGAAAUACACCUGGUGAAUGUGGCUGUGCCUGCACUGCCCAGCAUCCCCUGUGAUGUAUCCCCUGUCUUCUUGGAUUUGCCGGUGGUGAUGUGCAAGACGAGGUCUCUGCUGUCCCAAGUACCUGAGGGCAUGUACCACCUGGAAGUGCACUCUGGGGGACACGUUGUAGGCAGCCCAACUGCAGGACUACCGGACAGCUGUUCGUUCAAGCUUUCCAGGACACAGACACCCAUUGUUUACCAAGUGAAUCCACCAAGUGGAGUUCCAGGACAGCUAAUACAUGUGCAUGGCUGGAUUAUCACUGGACGAUUGGAAACCUUUGAUUUUAAUGCUGAGUACAUUGAUAGCCCAUUGAUCUUGGAAGCUCAAGGAAACUACUGGGUCACUCCUUGCUCUCUUGUAAAUAGGCAGACUGGAAGCCUCUACCCCCUUCAGGAAGACCAUGGUCUUGGCACUCUGCAGUGCCGUGUGGAAGGCAACUAUAUUGGUUCCCAGAAUGUUAGUUUCUCAGUAUUUAACAAAGGAAAGUCAAUGGUCCAUAAGAAUGCAUGGCUGAUCAGUGCUAAACAGGACCUUUUCCUGUACCAGACAUACUCAGAAAUACUGUCUGUGUUUCCAGAAACUGGGAGCCUUGGGGGAAAAACAGACAUCACAAUUACAGGAGACUUCUUUGACAUCCCUGCCCAGGUUACCAUUGCAGGCAUUCCAUGUGAUGUUAGACACGUGUCUCCCACGAGGAUUGCGUGCACCACUAGGGCCCCGGGAGAAGGUGUAAGGCUCACUGCUCCUCAGGCAGGCAACCGGGGGCUUCUCUUUGAAGUUGGAGAUGCUGCUGAGGGCUUGGACCUAACUGAAGCCACCCCUGGGUACAGGCAGCAGAUUGUCCCUAACGCCAGUUCUCCAUUUGGAUUUUGGUCAAAGGAAGGGCAACCUUUCAGAGCAAGGCUCAGCGGGUUCUUUGUGGCCCCAGAAACCAAUAAUUACACUUUCUGGAUCCAGGCAGACAGCCAAGCUUCCCUGCAUUUCAGUCGGUCAGAGGAUCCCAGGACCAAGGUGAAGGUGGCCUCCAUCAGGGUGGGCACUGCUGACUGGUUUGACUCCUGGGAGCAGAAUGGGAAUGAUGAAGGCACCUGGCAACGGAAGUCCCCCAAGUUGGAGCUGCUCGGGGGAGCCAGGUACUACCUGGAGGCAGAGCAGCGUGGGAGAGCCCCCAGCCGGGGCAUGAGAAUUGGUGUCCAGAUCCACAACACCUGGCUGAAUCCCGAUGUGGUCAGCACUUACCUGCGGGAGAAGCAUCAGAUCCGAAUCCGCGCUCGGAGACUUCCAGAGGUCCAGAUGCUAACUGUGUCUGGAAGUGGGAACUUCUUCCUUACUUGGGACAAUGUCUCUAGCCAGCCUAUCCCUGCAGAUGCCACAGCCCAUCAGAUUCAAACAGCCAUUGAAGAGUUACUUGCAGUCAAAUGCCAGCUGGAACCCUUUUCGGCUAACAUCCUACUCCGAGUUGGAUUUGAACAAGGCCCAGAAGGUUCCAGCUUCGAUGGGGACCUCACCAGCGGGACAGAGCCCUUCUGUGGGAGGUUCAGCCUCUGUCGGCCUAGACACCUUGUCCUCACACCCCCUGCUGCCCAGCAGGGCUACCGGCUGGAUCAGUACCCACAGCUGUGCGUUGCAUACAAAGGCCACAUGAAUAAGACCCUGAAGGUGACCGUGUCUUUCACAAUCGAUCUUCAAAACAUCAUUAAGAACAUCACCUGUGACUGGAGUCUCGUGGGAACUAGUCCCGAAAGCUGGCGAUUCACUUGCACUAACCUCUGGAAGACUUGCGUGCAUCGCUCCGUGCAUCUCCAGAGGUCUCUGGCAAACUCCCCGGUGCUGGUACAUCAAAUUGACCUCUUCCCUCCGGCUCAGGAGACUGGCGUGUUCUAUGUGGAUGAAAUUAUUAUUGCAGACACAAACCUAUCAGUUUCUCAGGCUGAUUCUGGAACAGCUCACCCAGGAGGGAAUCUGGUGGAAUCACUCUCUGUGGUGGGAUCCCCUCCAGUCUACCAUGUAACCUCCUGGUUGGCAGGGUGUGGCUCAGAGCUCCCACUCAUCACUGCAAGCGCUGUGCCCACUGAAGGAGCAGAAGAAGGAUCUGGGAUGGUCCAGGUGGCAACGCAGAGACUUCAGAGAACAAGUCCACCUUUAGGAGGACACUUUGGCAUCCACCUUUCUAAUACAGUGAUUCCUGAUGUUCCUGUACAUAUUUCAGCUAGUCACCUUCGCAAGCUCUUACAGAACAAUGCUGAUGACGUCACAUCCAGGUACCUCAAUGUCAGUGACUUCACUGUGACGGAGGAUCUGAAGUCUUGCUACGAACAUGUAUGGACCCUCUCCUGGUCCACCCAGGUUGGGGAUUUGCCCAUUUUCAUCAGGGUCUCUGAUGAAAAUCUAACUGGAGUGAACCCUGCUGCAACCACUCGUGUGUUAUAUGAUGGUGGAGUUUUUCUUGCUCCCGUAUUUGGAGACAUGUUGGUUACUGCCAAUCAGCACACUCAGGUAGUUGUGCAAGUGAAUGACAUACUAGCUCAUUGCUCAGGUUCCUGUUCUUUCCAGUAUCUUGAAGGAUCAACUCCCUGGGUCCACUCUGUGAGGUAUUCCCUUGAUGGUGACAUGGACCUACUGGUUUAUAUUACUGGAACUAGUUUCUCGGGUGACUCCCAGGCCUUGCAGGUUACAGUGAAUAAAACAAGUUGCAAAGUUAUUUUCUCAAACCAAACAGAUAUAGUCUGUCAGACACACCUACUACCCGUUGGAGUGUAUCAGAUCUCAGUGCUGGUGAGACCCUCGGGUCGUGCCAUCAAUGCCAGUGGAGGAGGCCUCUUCCUGAUCGUGGAACCCAGACUGGACGCAGUGGAGCCUUCUAGAGCUGCAGAGAUCGGAGGACUCUGGGCCACCAUCCGAGGCUCCGGUUUGGAAGAUGUCAGCCUCGUUUUAUUUGGAUCUCAGUCUUGUGCCAUCAAUGUCACCACAAGCAAUUCACGGAGAAUUCAAUGCCAAGUUCCACCCAGAGGGAAAGAUGGAUCCAUUGUGAAUGUCACCGUGAUCAGAGGGGACCAUUCUGCAGUUCUUUCCAUGGCAUUUACAUAUGUCUCUUCUUUAAAUCCAGUGAUCAUGUCUCUGAGCAGAAACAAAAGUAACAUAGCAGGAGGUGAGACCCUUUUCAUCGGCAUGGCGCCGCUGGUGGACUACUUGGAUUUGCAUGUGGAAGUCCACAUCCAGGAUUCCUUGGCUCGUGUUCAUGCGGAGACUGCCCAGGGCCUGGAGGUGGUGCUGCCCCCGCUGCCAGCUGGCCUCCACAGAAUCUCAGUCGCCAUCAAUGGGGUCAGCAUUCGUGCACAAGGGGUGGAUCUUCACAUCGAGUACAUCACAGAAGUUUUCAGCAUCGAGCCUUGCUGUGGGUCCCUUCUGGGUGGAACCAUCCUCAGCAUCGCAGGAGCAGGGUUCAGCAGGGACCCAGCUUUAAUUUUGGUGCUUGUGGGCAAUCGGUCCUGUGACAUUGUGAACUUAACAGAGACAAACGUCUGGUGUGAGACCCCCACCCUCCUGCCGCCUGAGGCAGAUGUCCUCACUGUCCCAGCCCCCGUGGAGGUCUGGGCUGGUAACAUGUCCUUCACCCAGGGACCUGCACCACGCCUGGUGGGGAAGGGCUUCACCUUCACGUACAAGGUGGCAGCAACGCCAUUGGUCACUGCUGUGCAGGGAGAAUUCACAAAUAGCAGCCUGAGCCUCUACGUGGAAGGAAAUAACCUCUCCAACUCAGUGAUGCUUCUGGGGGACUUGAACUGCGACCUAGAGACACAGUCUUUCGGGAGCAACGUGAGCCUGUCUGGGUGCUCCUUUCCUCUCCACGGUUUGGAGGCCGGCGUCUAUCCCCUUCAAGUGCGUCACAAGCAGAUGGGCUUUGCUAACAUGUCUGCGGUGCCCCAGCAAUUUGUGGUGACACCUCAGAUAAUGGCCAUCUCGCCAGCCAAGGGUUCUGCUUGCGGUGGGACCGUACUCACGGUGAGCGGGUUGGCUCUCAACUCCAGGAGGAAGUCGGUUCAGGUUGAUCUUUCGGGUCCUUUUACUUGUGCGACUUUGAGCUUGGGGGACCAGACAAUCCUGUGCCAGGUUGACCUGCUGGGCGACUCCUUGCCUGGUGCUUCCUUCACCCUGAACGUCUCAGUCCUGGUCAAUGGGCUACUCAGCGAGUGCCAGGGUAAUUGCACUCUUUUCUUGAGGGAAGAGACAACUCCUGUCAUGGAUGCCUUGACCACUAACAUCAGUGGGUCUCUGACUUUAGUGCUGAUUAGAGGUCAGAGGUUAGGCACCACAGCCGAUGAGCCAGUGGUGUAUUUGGAUGAUCAUCUUCCUUGUAUUGUAACCUUCUUUAAUGCAAGCCACAUCACAUGCUGGAUAAGUGACUUGAGCCCAGGACUCCACUACCUAUCAAUUGUUCCUUCAAGAAAUGGGUAUGCUUGUUCUGGUAACGUUUCCAGACACUUCUCCAUUUUGCCUCAGGUGUUUGAUUAUUUCCCCAAGAAUUUCAGCACACAUGGCGGAGGCCUUUUGACCUUAGAGGGCACCGCCCUAAGAGGGCAGAACAGCACGUUGGUCUACAUUGGGCAGCGGGCCUGCCUGACGGUGAACAUCAGCACAGAGCUCAUCCAGUGCACUGUUCCUGCAGGGAAUGGCUCCGCUGUCCUGGACAUAGAGGUAGAUGGACAUUCAUACCAGAUGGGAGUCAUUGGUUAUAGCAGCACCUUCACCCCGGAAUUGCUCUCUGUUUCUCACACCGGUGACGUCUUAACCUUUGUGGUGGCCCGGAUCUCAGGAGCUGAGAACGUUGACAUUUUUAUCGGGGUGUCACCCUGUGUGGGUAUAUCUGGCAACUACACGGUUCUCCAAUGCGUGGCCCCAGUCCUUGCUGCCGGGGAGUACCAAGUCAGAGGUUAUGACCACAUAAGAGGGUGGGCCUCUUCCGUCCUGGUGUUCACAUCAAGAGUUACGGUCACGGCAGUGACUGACAGCUUUGGCUGCCUGGGUGGACGGCUUGUGCAUGUGUUUGGAGCAGGAUUUUCUCCAGGGAACAUCUCCGCUUCCGUGUGUGGUGCUCCCUGCCAAGUCCUGGCUAACGGUACAGUGUCUGCCUUCAGCUGCUUGGUUCUCCCCCUGGAUGUGUCCUUGGCUUCCCUGUGUGACCUGAAGCAUGAGCAUGAGAGCUGUGAAGCCGCCGCUCACACCUACGUGCAGUGUGAUUUGACUGUCACUGUGGGGGCAGAGAAACUGCCCGAAUCAUGGCCUUUCCUCUACAUUUGUGAAGAAAGUUCCCAAUGCCUCUUUGCACCAGAUUACUGGACAGAGUCAGCCUUUCCAUUGUUCUCAGGCCUCUUCAUCAGCCCUAAAGUGGAAAGAGAUGAAGUUCUCAUCUAUAAUAGCUCCUGUAACAUUACCAUGGAAACUGAGGCAAAGAUGGAGUGUGAGACGCCUAAUCAGCCAAUUACCGCCAAGAUUACUGAGAUACGGAAAAGCCGGGGCCAGAACACUCAGGGUAAUGUUUCCUUUCAUUUCUGCCGGAGGUGGUCAAGGGCUUACAGCUGGUUUCCUGAACGGGCGCCACAAGAUGGCGACAACGUCACGGUGGAGAACGGCCAACUGCUCCUGCUAGACACCAACACAAGCAUCCUCAACUUCCUGCACGUUAAAGGAGGCACUCUGAUUUUCAUGGAUCAAGGAACCAUUGAGCUCAGGGCACACUCCAUCCUUGUUUCUGAUGGUGGAGAGCUCCGGAUUGGAUCUGAGGACAAGCCCUUCCAAGGCCAAGCUGUGAUCACACUGUAUGGGAGUUCCCACUCUACCCCCUUUUUUCCAUAUGGAGUCAAGUUCCUGGCUGUGAGGAAUGGAACUCUUUCCCUGCAUGGUUCACUACCAGAAGUAAUUGUCACUCAUCUUCGAGCAGCUGCCUCUGCCCGGGACACGGUGUUGGCUCUAGAAGAUGCUGUGGACUGGCACUCUGGGGAUGAAGUUGUCAUCAUCAGUGGAAUGGGUGUUGAAGGUGCCAAACCCAUGGAAGAGAUUGUCAUUGUGGAAACUGUGCACAAUGCAGACCUCUAUCUGAGAUCACCCUUGAGGUAUUCUCACAACUUCACAGAGAAUUGGUUAGCUGGAGAGCACCAUAUUCUAAAGGCCACAGUGGCCCUGCUCAGCAGGAGGAUUAUCAUACGAGGAAAUCUCACCAGUGAGAGGACAAAGUUCCUUGCUUCAUGCCAGGAGGCUAACACUUCAGAAGGUAAUUUGCAGCACUGUUUGUACUCCAAGAGUGAGAAGAUGCUGGGAUCCAGGGACCUGGGGGCCAGAGUCAUCAUUCAGUCCUUCCCAGAGGAGUCCAGCCGGGUACAGUUGCAGGGAGUGCAGUUCAAGAACUUGGGGCAAGCUUUCCAUAAGCAUCUGAGCUCCCUAACUCUGGUGGGAGCUAUGAGAGAUUCCUACAUACAGGGCUGCACCGUGUGGGGCUCCUUCAGCCGAGGCCUCAGCAUGUCCGGGACCUUGGGCCUGAAGGUGGAUAGUAAUGUGUUCUACGAUAUUUUAGGCCAUGCACUGCUGGUGGGUACACACAUGGAGACAAGAUAUAUCCCUUGGGAGGCUAUUCUUGGAAGAAAAAAUGACAGGUCAGAACAAGGAAAUAUAGUAAGAAACAAUGUGAUCAUCAGUGUUUCUGGUGCUGAGGGACUCUCCAGUCCUGAAAUGUUAACACCAUCUGGUGUCUAUAUCCGCAACCCCACCAAUGUUAUAGAGGGAAACACAGUGUGUGCUGCUGGUUUUGGCUACUUUUUCCAUCUUGUGACCAACCGAACAUCACAAGCUCCACUUCUCUCCUUCACUGGGAAUGUUGCACAUUCUUGUACAAGAUGUGGGCUCUUUGUCUACCCUAAGUUUCAGCCACCUUGGGACAAUGACACUGGCCCCACCCUGUUCCAGAACUUCAGGGUUUGGGGAAGUGCAGGUGGUGUGCAGAUUUUUAGAAGUAGCAAUCUUCACCUAAGAAACUUCCAAGUUUAUUCAUGCAGAGAUUUUGGAAUUGAUAUCUUGGAAAGUGAUGCAAAUACUUUAGUUACUGACAGCUUAUUCCUUGGUCAUUUUGCCCACAAGGAAAGCCUGUGUAUGUCAGCAGGGAUCAAAACUCCCAAAAGAUGGGAACUGAUGGUAUCUAACACAACUUUUGUUAAUUUUGAUCUCACUGACUGCGUGUCCAUCAGAACCUGUUCGGGCUGUUCCCGAGGACAGGGUGGAUUUACUGUGAAGACCAACCAGUUAAAGUUUAUAAACUCUCCCAACAUAGUAGCAUUUCCAUUUCCUCAUGCGGCAAUUUUGGAAGACUUGGAUGGGUCUCUGUCUGGGAAAAAUGGAAGUCACAUUCUUGCUUCUAUGGAAACCCUCUCAGAUUCUUGUUUGGUCAGUGCCAGAUUCAGUCAGAUUGUCCCUGGCAGUGUCUGUGGAGAUGUUUUCUUUCAUCGUAUGUCUAUUGGAUUAACUAAUGCUCCGGAUGUUUCUUAUGACUUAACCUUGACUGACAGCAGAAAUAAGACAACCACCGUCAAUUAUGUGCGUGACACAUUGUCUAACCCUGAUGGCUGGAUGGCUCUGCUCUUGGAUCAAGAGACCUACUCACUGCGAUUUGAGACUCCUUGGAUCAACAGAUCUCUGCAGGGAAUUUACUUGAUGUACUCAGCAACAUUUGGCAACUUUGCUCCUGGGAAUUACCUCCGGCUGGUACACACAGUCCUGUGGCCUUCCCCUGACAUCCUCAUAAGGUGCGGGAGUCAAGUGGGGCGGUCUUUGCCCUCUCUUCCAUCGCCUGGUAAAGACCAAGGCUGUGACUGGUUCUUCAAUAGCCAGCUGAAGCAACUCACCUAUCUGGUUUCAGGUGAAGGUCAAGUCCAAGUGAUUGUCCAGGUGAAGGAAGGUAUGCCCCCAACUAUUUCAGCUUCUACCUCUGUGCCUGAAUCAGCUUUAAAAUGGUCCCUCCCUGAAGCAUGGACAGGCGUUGAAGAGGGCUGGGGAGGACACAACCAUACCAUCCCAGGCCCUGGGGAUGACGUCCUGAUUUUACCAAACAGGACUGUCCUUGUGGAUACAGACCUUCCAAUCCUCAAAGGCCUCUAUGUGGUGGGGACUUUAGAGUUCCCUGUGGACAGAAGCAACGUUCUGAGUGUGGCCUGCAUGGUCAUUGCAGGCGGGGAGCUGAAAGUCGGUACUUUGGAAAAUCCCUUACAAAAAGAACAAAAGCUUCUGAUUCUCCUUAGAGCCUCAGAGGGAGUCUUUUGUGACCGUUUCAAUGGAAUUCAUAUUGAUCCAGGAACUAUUGGAGUUUAUGGGAAACUUCGGCUUCACAGUGCUUAUACUAAGAAAUCCUGGACACGGCUUGGGGCUGACAUUGCCUCAGGCAAUGAGAGAAUUAUAGUAGAGGAUGCUGUGGAUUGGCGACCCCGUGACAAAAUUGUGCUUGGCUCCUCUUCCUAUGAGCCUCACGAAGCUGAGGUCCUCACUGUGAAAGAAGUUAAGGGCCACCAUGUGCGGAUCCAGGAGCGGCUCAAGCACCGGCACAUUGGAAGCGUACACGUCCUGGAGGAUGGCCCAUACAUUCGUUUGGCUGCUGAGGUUGGACUUUUGACCCGAAAUAUACAAAUGCAGUCUGAUACAUCAUGCAGGGGGAGACUCCUUGUGGGGUCCUUCAGGAAGUCCAGCAGAGAAGAAUUUUCAGGUGUCCUUCAACUUUUAAAUGUGGAAAUUCAGAACUUUGGCUCACCAUUGUUUUCAUCCAUUGAAUUCACGAAUGUGUCGGCAGGAUCCUGGAUAAUAUCUUCUGCUCUGCACCAAAGCUGCGGUGGGGGCAUUCGCGCAGUUGCCAGUCACGGGAUCAUUUUAAAUGACAACAUAGUGUUUAGCACCGUUGGUCAUGGCAUUGAUUUGGAGGGUCAGGCCUUUUCUCUCUCUAAUAACCUUGUGGUUCUGAUGACACAGUCAGCGUGGUCCACCGUUUGGGUGGCAGGCAUCAAAGUGAACCAGGCAAAGGACAUCACCCUCCGUGGUAAUGUCGUGGCAGGAUCGGAGAGACUUGGCUUUCACAUCCGAGGCCAGAGGUGUUCCCCUCUUGAAGCUCUUUGGUCUGACAAUGUGGCCCACUCAAGCCUUCACGGUCUGCAUCUCUAUAAGGAAAGUGGACUUGGCAACUGCACUAGAAUCUCUGGCUUUUUGGCUUUCAAGAACUUUGACUACGGUGCCAUGCUCCAUGUGGAGAACAGUGUGGAGAUAGAGAACGUCACUCUGGUGGACAACACUAUCGGUCUUUUGGCAACAGUAUAUGUGUCUUCUGGUUCACAGCCUUCCAUCGAAAAUGUGCAGAUUGUGCUUAGGAACUCAGUCAUUGUGGCCACUAGCUCCUCUUUUGACUGCAUUCAGGACAGGGUUAAGCCGGGCUCUGCCAACUGGACAUUAAUAGACCGAGCUCCUUCCAACCCCAGAGGGGGUCGAGUUGGUAUUCUGUGGCCAGUGUUCACCUCAGAACCAAAUCGGUGGCCUCAGGAACCAUGGCACAAAGUGAGAAAUGGCCAUUCAGUUUCAGGAAUCAUGAAGCUUCAAGAUGUCACCUUUUCUAGUUUUGUGAAGAGUUGCUAUAGCAAUGACCUAGAUGUAUGCAUUCUGCCCAAUGGAGAGAACACUGGAAUCAUUCAUCCCAUAACAGCAGAGAGGACCAAAAUGCUAAGUAUCAAAGAUAAAAACAAGUUCUACUUUUCUCCUUUACAAACCAGGAAAGAUUUAGGAACACUGGUCUGCUCUGAAUCCUAUUGUGAAAGUCCAAGAAAGUAUCUCUUUAAGGAUCUCGAUGGGAGAGCCCUGAGUCUACCUCCACCGGUUUCUGUAUUUCCUAAAACCGAGGCAGAAUGGACUGGAUCCUUCUUCAACACAGGUACAUUUAGAGAAGAACAGAAAUGCACAUACCGAUCCCUGAUACAAGGCUACAUCUGCAAACAGACUGACCAAGUGAUCUUAAUUCUUGACAUUGUUAAUGCCACUUGGGCAAUGAGGAAGUUAUAUCCUGUUGUUUCUGUGACUAGUGGUUUUGUGGACACCUUCAGUAGUGCAAAUGCCAAUACGUCCUGCUCUACUUCAGGGUCUGUAUCUACUUUCUAUUCCAUUUUACCCACCAGGGAAACCACCAAGGUCUGCUUUGUGGAUCAGACUCCUCACGUUUUGCGUUUUUUUCUGUUGGGGAACAAAAGUACCUCCAAACUUCUGUUGGCUAUAUUCUACCAUGAACUCCAGAGCCCCCAUGUUUUCUUAGGGGAAAGCUUCAUCCCACCUAUUCUGGUUCCAUCAACUUCCUCAUUGCUGGAUGAGUCUAUUGGUUCCAACUAUUUCAGCCUCAUGGAUAACCUCUUGUAUGUUGUUCUACAAGGAGAGAAGCGUGUUGAAAUACGCUCAGGUGUGUCCAUUCAUUUGGCCUUCACUGUGCUGUUUUCAGUCCUAGAAAAAGGCUGGGAAAUGGUGACCCUUGAAAGACUAACUGAAUUCUUACAGAUUAGCCAAGACCAAAUUAGAUUUAUUUAUGAUAUGCCUGGCAAUGAAGCAACCUUAAAGGCCAUUGCUGACCGUAGAGCAAAAAGAAAGCGCAAUUGCCCAACUGUACCUUGUACCAGUUAUUAUAGAGCUGGUCAACGUAAACCUCUCAUGACGGAAAUGAACUCAUACAGGGUCCCCCCACCAACCACCAUGGAAACUAUGUCAAAAGUGAUGGUCAUUGAAAUUGGUGAUCUGCCAACAGUAAGGAGCACUGGACUGAUUCCAUCCUUAUCUAGCGACAAAUUACAGAAUUUGGCUCACCAGGUUAUCACCGCUCAACAGACUGGAGUACUUGAGAGUAUGCUGAAUAUGACUAUUGGAGCCUUACUGGUGACUCACUCAGGGGGAGUCAUUGGCUAUGGAAAUACAAGCAAUUUUAAAACUGGGAACUCGAUAUAUACUCGGCCGUAUGUUCUUUCAGUCCUAGUCCAGCCUUCAGAUGGAGAAGUGGGGAAAGAACUUCCAGUACAGCCACAGCUCAUUUUUCUGGAUAAGCAGAAUCGGAGAGUGGAGUCCUUAGGGCUGCCAACAGAGCCUUGGGCCAUUUCUGUUUCCCUGGAAGGGACUUCAGAUUCAGUGCUGAAAGGGUGUACUCAGGCAGAAACUCGAGAUGGUUAUGUGAGCUUCUCCAACUUGGCAAUUUUGAUCUCUGGGUCAAAUUGGCACUUUAUUUUUACUGUCACUUCCCCUCCAGGAGCCAAUUUUACAACUCGAUCCAGGCCAUUCGCCAUCUUACCUGUGACUAGGUCAGAGAAGUCGACCAUCAUCCUGUCUGCCUCCCUGUGCUCAGUGGUCUCAUGGCUGGCUCUGUGCUGUCUAGUGUGCUGUUGGUUUAAGAAAAGCAAAAGCAGAAAAAUCAAGAGUGAAGAUAUUUCUGCAUCCCAGGCUAAUGAUCAAAAGAAUCAUGUCCAUGUCUCAUCUAAACGCCAAGGAUCACAGGUAGAGACUGAAAAAGAAGACCCCGUAGUGGGAGAAGAUAUGAGGAUGAAGGUCAUGCUGGGCAAGCUGAACCAGCUCCCCCACCAGUCAGUAAACGGGGUGUCCAGAAGGAAGGUUAGCCGCCGUGCUGUCCGAGAAGAGGCUGGUGGCCGAGAAGAGGCCACCGUAUCUGCUCCCAGUACUACCACUGUCACAUCCCCUGGGCACACCUGUGCUCCAGGCUCUCAUGCUCAGCAGAUGUGCAUGCAGGAGGCUGGGAACUGGAAAGAGGCCCAAGAGCAGUUGCUGAGAUACCAGCUGGCAGGUCAAGAUCAGCUGCUGCUGCUCUGUCCAGACCUCAGACACGGGAGGCAGCAGAUGCAGGAACAGAGUCAGCUGGGCAAGGACAGUGGCAGCUCAGGACUUUCCCAAGAGAAGAAAGCGUCCUGUGGUGCCAGUGAGGCAUUCUGCCUUCAUUCAGUCCAUCCAGAAGCUACUCAGGAACAGCUGUGA